Molecule: messenger RNA, 408 nt
Organism: Cynara cardunculus var. scolymus (artichoke)
Lineage: Eukaryota; Viridiplantae; Streptophyta; Magnoliopsida; Asterales; Asteraceae
Exons: 1
Coding region: 1-408 (135 amino acids)
Source: RefSeq, a predicted model, not a curated record
AUGGCGGAGGAGUUUGAAGAAUCUGACGUUGUGUUCACCGGAAACAAUGAUUAUGAAGACGGUGAUCAUCAUUGCUUCGUCAAAUGCUUUGGAGAUUCAGAUUCAGAGGAAUCACGAGGAGCGAAGAGGAAGAAAAUCGAUAAGAAGAUCUCGACAAAGAAGGCGAAGGCGAAGGCGAAGGCGGUGAACAUACCGGAGAUCUUCUCGUGGUUUCAUGUAAUGGAACCGAGUUUAUUCGAACACGAAGAAGGAGAAAUGAUUCCGCCUCAUGUGAUGGUACUGCGGCGGCGGGUGGCGGAGAAAAUGGCGUUUUCCGUUUGCUCUGGUAUGGGAAGGACAUUGAAAGGAAGAGAUUUAAGUGAAGUUAGGAAUUGCGUGCUUAGGAUGACUGGUUUUCUGGAAACUUGA